GGCGGGGUGGUUGCUAAGGCUGAAGUGUCUCUAGCUGCCUGAGACAGAGACCCAGAGGAGGCUAAACUUCACUCUGCGCUGACACAGCUGACCUGAACAGGUUAAACAUCUGAGCAAAUAUCAGCAUCAUGUCACAAGCGGUUGACAGGAACAAGGUGUUCAAAACCACCAGGGUGCGGACUUCACUGAAGAAUGAUGAGUGUUGGAUCCAGAGGGCAAAACAGGAAAAGAAACAGGAAGAACUAGCAAGUACCGACCAGGCUGUGGUGAGCAGACCCUCUCCGGCCAGACUGAGCUCAUACGUCCUGUCCACAGUCAAGAGAUUUGAAGCAAUAGACUCUCCACCGAGCACUAUCCUCCAAACGGCUCCAUCUGAAGGCGAUUCAGCAAAUCAUGCAAAUGGUGAAGUUAUUCCCCAAAAAGAUGCACAGCCUGAGGGGUCAACAGUGGGGCCCACAGACGAUGCAAAGACCCAAGCAUCCACUGAAGAACUGAAUGUUGAGGCACAAGUAGAAACAUCAGUUGCCAACACAAAUGCAGAAAACAAGGAAGAAAAUGCUGCAGAGAACAAGGCAAAUGUAGAACCAAUUAAUGAUGUUGCGGAGCUUCAUUUUGCAGAACGUAUCCAAAAUGAUGAAGCCCUAACAGUUUCUUCAACACAGGGAAAUCCAGAGGCAGUGUCUGAUGUGAAGACAGCUGAGCAAUAUGUUGCCAAUGCAACUGCAGAAAUCAAGGAAGAUCAAGCAGAUGCAACAAUUGAGCAGCCAAAAAUAGAACUCGAUGAGCCCAGGGUGGCUACAGAUGCUCCUUCGGAAGAUCCUGCUGCAGAAACCUCUGCUGCGGCAAGAACAGAGGAGAGCAAAGGCAUCACUGAAGUCCCUGAGGCCCCUGUGGUCAAACUGAAACCUGAAGAGCAACCUUCAAUCGAAACAGAGUCGGCAAAUGUGACACAUUUGGAGGGGGGAGGAGCUAAAUCAACUGCUCAAACUGCAAAGGAAAGUUGUGAGAAAGGUCUUCCAGAACAGGCAGCAGAAGUUGUUGAAGCUGUGGCUGAGGAUGUGGAAAAUGAAGCGUUAGCUGAGGCUGCUGUAAAGUCACCAACAGAUGGGCCUGCUGUUACAGAUGCAGCAAGAGAAGAGUCUCCUAUCCAAGUCCGUGUUGAAACAGUCCCUGACUUAGUGUCCGCUCAACCUGCUGCUGAAAUGGCUACAGAGGGAAGUUGUGACAAAGGUUCCCGGGAACUGGCUGCAGUAGAAGUUGUUGAAGUUGUGGCUGAGGCUGCUGUGGAGUCUUCACCUGAGGCGGCUGCUGUUACAGAUGCAGCAGGAGAAGAGAGUGUUACCCAAGUCAGCGUGAAAACUGUCCCUGACUUAGUGGCAGAAUCUGUUUCUGAAGUGCCGGCUCAAUCUGCUGCUGAAACAGAACAGGCGGCAGUAGAAGUUGUUGAAACUGUAACUGAAGUGUCACCAUCUGACACGAGUGACGUUGUUAAUGCAACACCAGGAGAAGUGGCUGCUGUCCAAGAUAUUGUUGAGGCUGUAGCUGAGGUUGCUGUGGAGUCAUCUCCUGAGACACCUGCUGUGACCAUUGUGGCAGGAACAGAGGCUCCUCUCCAAGUCAGAGUUGAACAAGUUCCUGACGUAGUGGCAGAUACUGUUUCUGAAUCUCCUACGAAAGCUGAAACUGCAGUCAAGUCUGUAGAGUGUGAGGUCAAGUCUGCACCCUCAGCAGAGACUGUUUUGGAGUCCAAAGCCGAACAGGUAGCUGAAGUCCAGACUGUUGAUAACACUGUUGUCGAGCAAAUAGUUGAACCGACACCUGAGAAAGCAGCAGAUCUUGUGACGCAGUUGAACAUCGAGGAUGCUCUUCUUGAACCUGUACCAGCUUUAGAAGACGUUCAGGAUAAGUCCACUGACAGUCCUGUUGAACAGUCAAAGGCAUUGGACGUGGAGCACCCUCAAAACUGAAGCUGCACCCGAGCCUCAAGAUGAUCCUAAACCUGCCGACCAGAACCAAAACUCCGAUGAGGCCAACAGGAAUACCAAUGUUUGUUCGUACUGUGACAAAUUCAUUGAUGGAAAUGUGAAGUUCUUCCUCAAUGAACCUGUGAUGACCUACCACCCUGACUGUCUAAAGUGUGGCGUGUGUGCUAUGGCCCUGGGAGAUUUGCUGACCGCCAUUUUCUUGCGUGGCCAAGUGAUCCAUUGUGGUGGCUGCUUUCAUAAAACUCUUGUGAUCUGAAGCCUAACUUGGACAAGGUGUCGCUGGAGAAGACUCAAAGUGAUUGAUAUCCUGUAUUGUUUUUGAACCAAUUUACCUUCUGAAAGUUUAUUUAAGACAUAGUUUAUUGUUAGAAUGUAAGAGCAUGUUACUUUUAGUAGAAAUAACCAAAGAUGCUGGCCUAAAAUACAAUCAACAUAAAAUAUUUGUAUGGCGACAAACUGUAUAUGAUUGAAUAAAAUCACAUUUAACUGUU
Gymnodraco acuticeps is the source of this 2476-nucleotide messenger RNA. RefSeq names its product treacle protein. The transcript has 9 exons. NCBI's taxonomy places the organism in Eukaryota, Metazoa, Chordata, Actinopteri, Perciformes, Bathydraconidae. The record is from RefSeq and is a predicted model, not a curated record. The coding region runs from base 129 to 1967 and encodes 612 amino acids.